AUGUCUCGAUACGCAGCAGUCCACGCCAACCCCCAAGGACCCGGGGAUGCCCGACCAACAGCACUACAGAUCGUCAGAGACGGGGAUGUGGUAGGAAAGCUCACCGACAAGGUCAUACUCAUCACAGGCGGUAACACGGGUAUUGGUCUCGAGACUGCCAAAGUUCUUCAUGCGACUGGAGCUACCGUCUACAUCACGGCAAGAAAUUCUGAAAAACUAGAGAAGGCCAUCGACGACAUCAAAUCAUGGCCUGAGGCGGAGUCUGCAGCUCCUGUAUAUGGCAUCGAGUUACAGCUUGACUCUUUCAAAUCUGUUCGAGCUGCUGCCAAAGCCUUUUUGGAUAAGAGUGAGAAGCUGAAUGUUCUCAUUCUUAAUGCUGAAGUGAUGGCAACUCCAGAAGGGCGAACUGAGGAUGGAUUCGAAACUCAGUUCGGCACAAACCACCUUGGCCAUUUUCUGUUCUUCCAGCUAUUGAAACACGCUCUUGUGGCCUCUUCCGCCCCAUCUUUCCAGUCACGCGUCGUCUCUCUUUCUUCCAAGGCCCAUCGCAUGGGAGGUGUUCGCUUCGACGACUUUAACUUCGAGAAGGAGCCUUACCAACCUUGGCUGGCCUACGCCCAAUCCAAGACAGCAAAUAUCUACUUCGCUACCGAGCUGGAAAGACGAUACGGAAGUCAAGGUGUUCAUGGCCUCUCUGUUCAUCCUGGCUCAAUUAUGACUGAUCUGGGUCGUCAUAUUGAUCUGAGUCAGUUCGAUUUCGAAGGAGAACUGGGCCGUUACUUAAAGAACAUCGGGCAAGGAGCUGCGACGACGGUGUACGCAGCGUUGAGCAAAGACUUGGAGGGUCGAGGUGGCAUGUAUCUAUCAGAUUGCGAUGAGGAACCGCCAUUGAAGACAGGCGUUGUUGAUGUUUCAUCUGUUGCACCUGGAUACGCAUCUUGGAUCUAUAAUCAAGAGGCAGAAGGCAGAUUAUGGGAGGAGUCUCUUAAGCUCGUGGGGGUCGAGUAG
Fusarium venenatum is the source of this 1008-nucleotide messenger RNA. The record is from RefSeq and is a predicted model, not a curated record. Lineage: Eukaryota; Fungi; Ascomycota; Sordariomycetes; Hypocreales; Nectriaceae.